Betta splendens (Siamese fighting fish) is the source of this 974-nucleotide messenger RNA. RefSeq names its product transcriptional and immune response regulator a (gene tcima). Gene Ontology annotation, molecular function: Notch binding. The transcript has a single exon. Bases 168 to 470 code for a protein of 100 amino acids. The record is from RefSeq and is a predicted model, not a curated record. Gene Ontology annotation, biological process: endothelial cell activation involved in immune response; negative regulation of Notch signaling pathway. Gene Ontology annotation, cellular component: nucleus; cytosol. Lineage: Eukaryota; Metazoa; Chordata; Actinopteri; Anabantiformes; Osphronemidae.
ACAUCGGGUCUGAUAAAUGCGCUCGCGCUCACCUCUCCUGCACUCAGCCGCCGCAGCCGCUCUGACAGCCACUGUGGGCGCCUAACAGCUCAUCUUCAGCCGAGUUGGAGGGUCACGCUGGGAGCCGAGGAGCACCGCACGAUCGCGACGGAACCCGAAAGGCAAAGAUGUCCAACUACGUCUCCUCCGAGUGCCGCCGGGUCACCCCGUCUGCGCGCGGCAACAGGUUCGACACGGCGCACCGCAAGAAGGCCGCGGCGAACAUUUUCGAGAGCGUUAACCAAGACGCCCUGAUGAGGCUCUUCCAGAAAACCGGCGACAUGAAGGCGGAGGAGCGGGUGAGGAGCAUCUUCUCCUACACGCAGGACCCGGAGGAAACGGCCCGCGCGCUCAUGGCCCUGAAGCAGCGGAAGAAGGACAAGUUCCUGCAGAUCGUGGGCGUGCUGCGACAGCUGCUCAACGUGCGUUGACUCUGCGCCGCCAGUCGUUCACCGCCUGAAUCUCUAAUGCGGCUCACGAGUGAGCAGAACGUGAAAAGCCCCCCCCAACGUGAACGGGCCGCUGCCGGUGCCGCUCACCUGUCGCCCGGAGGGCGUCGAGCGGCGGCCGUCGCCUCGUGGACGGAGGCGGCGGAGUGCUGCGCGCCGCCCGGGACUGUGAAGGGCAAACGGGUCUCCACCGAGACUUGAUAUCGCGAAUGCAUUCCUGUGGAUGCGUGACUGUGAAGCUGCACCUGGUUCAGGUGCGCAUCGCUGCGUCGAUGCUGAUGCACAGCUGUUGUACAGCGUACGACUUUGCAAAGCCGAAGAACCUGUGAAAAUGACAGCCUGUCCUGAACACACGUCUCUCACCUUCACCUUGUUAUAGGAGCACUGUCUAGUGACGACUCGAGUGUUACUGUCACACAAAUACGGCACAAUGAUUUGCAUGUCGGUUUAUCUGUAUUAUAAAUAAAUUAUUGCAUUUUAUACGAA